Messenger RNA from Catharus ustulatus (Swainson's thrush), 1824 nucleotides. Its product is annotated as A-kinase anchor protein 12-like. Gene Ontology annotation, cellular component: cytoplasm. The transcript has a single exon. Lineage: Eukaryota; Metazoa; Chordata; Aves; Passeriformes; Turdidae. Gene Ontology annotation, molecular function: protein kinase A binding. Gene Ontology annotation, biological process: signal transduction; regulation of protein kinase C signaling. The record is from RefSeq and is a predicted model, not a curated record. Bases 226 to 1809 code for a protein of 527 amino acids.
GCUGCUCUGACAGAGUGCAUUGAGCAGGCAAGAGAAGAGGAAGAGAAAGAAAUUCAGAAAGCAGCUGAACUGGGUGUCACUGUGGAGGAUGCAGUGGUAGCUGCUAAGACAGUGCCAGAGACCAGAAAGGAUGUAAGUGAUGACGCCACAGCAAGUGAACUGGAGCUAACCUCUGAAGCAGUGACUGCUCUGGAGACAGCAGAAGCUUCCUGUGCUGAAGAAACAAUGGAAGCAUCCCUUGCUGAAGAGACAACUGAGAUGGUUUCUGCUGUUUCACAGUUGUUAGAAACCCCAGAUACCACAGAGGAAGCUACACCAGUUCAAGAAGUAGAGGCCACUGAACAAAAUUUGAAAGAAUUGGACAAACAGACACAAAAGGUUCUUCAUGAAGUUGCUGAAAGAGUCAAGUCAGAUGUAACACAGCUGGUUAGUGAAAGAGCUGUAGCAGAAACUGUAAUUACAACAGCACAGGGACUUGAGUCAGAAGUGAAAGGUGGUGCUAAAGAUGGGAGCAUUGUAGACCAGGAAACUGUUCUGCUUGAACAGUCCUUGGAAAAUGAACACAAAGAAGAUGGCCCCCAGCAAAGUGCAGAGAGCAUUCAGGGCCAAAACAGAGUUGAAGAUAUUGUUUUACCUACAGGAUCAGAGAAAAGUGAAAUACCUUCUGUGAUGGAAAAAAGCACGGAAAGACAUCAAGGAUAUGUUGAAGAUCAUAAAGAAGUAAAUGAAGUGCAGAGGAGAGCAGAGGAAACUUUAUCACAUGCUGAAGAGUUUAACAGCAUCAAAGCCAUCACUCCCAAGGAAGAGCUGUCUGCAAAGCAGAAGCCUUCAGAACAAGAGAAACUGCCUGUAACAGAGUUGACACUGAAUGGGACAAGAGAUGAUGCUGUGCUCAACGGAAUAAAAAGCACAGAAGUCACUGUUCCUGAGGUUCUACUGCAGAGCAAGGAAAAAACUCCUGCCAUUCCUUCAAAAACAGAUGACUCAGAAGCAGAUGCUGAGCAGAGUGUGAGUAAUGGGUCUGACAGAGACUUUGCAGCAAAACAUUCUUUGGCCAUCACAGAACCACAAUGCAGAGACAAAACAACUGAAGCUCCCUCCAAGAGUGACGAAGCAAAAGGUGGCAAAGUGGAAAGUGCUGUGCUCAAAUGUGAAACGCAGCUGGAGAGCACUUCCAUUGUUACCGAGGCUCCUAUGCAGAUUGAAGCACAUGGGGCAUCUAAUUUAGCAUCAACAUGCCCAGAGAUUGUUGAAAAUGGAAGUGCUGUUAUCACUGAUAUAAGUCCUAAGAAAUGCGAAACACCCAGCAGCUUGGCUGGAGAAGAGACUGUGGGAAAAGGACAAGAACUUGUAGAAACCUUGAGCUGUCAAGGCUUUCAGAAAGAAGAUAAGAAAAAUGAGCAAUUGCUGGAAGGAGCCAAAGAAGCAUUUGAAUAUGGAAAACAGGAAGCUGUGAGGCAUGAUGAAUGUUCAGCUGCUGUCCAGCAAGAGGAAGGCUCUGACUCAGCCUUUGCACAGGCUGAAAGCUUAGGGGCUCUGAAAACACCUGUGGCUGUCGCAGCUGCAGCAGGUGGAAAGCAUGUCGUGGCAAAAACUGCGACACACACAGACGUGACAGCCAAAACUGCACAGCCCUUGGCAACCACACCAGAGCAAAUGGUUUCUCAAGAGGUCCCAGUUUCUAAUAUUGACUGUUCAGGCUGUGGGACUGCAGAGCUUGAUAGUGUGGAGGCAACCAAGCCUGGAGUAACUUGUACUUCUAUGAAUGGAGUAUCAGAAGAGCAAGAGCAGCCCCAGAGCACGGAGUAAGCCGAACACAAUGGU